Molecule: messenger RNA, 752 nt
Organism: Peromyscus leucopus (white-footed mouse)
Lineage: Eukaryota; Metazoa; Chordata; Mammalia; Rodentia; Cricetidae
Product: translation initiation factor IF-2-like
Exons: 2
Coding region: 25-363 (112 amino acids)
Source: RefSeq, a predicted model, not a curated record
UCUUUAUGUGAACAUUAAGAUACAAUGCUGGGUCCGGUGGUUAUAAUACACACAUUUGAGAACCUCUGUCCACAUUACUUCAAGGGUCAAUCAAGCAUCACAGAACACAGCCCCCAAAGGUUAACCUCCUCGGCGUCCUCAGCUACUGCCCCAUCCUUAGGCCGCCGAACCCGGGACCCGGCAGGACCGGACGCCGGCGGCUGCGAGCGCGCACCGCAGCAACACCGCCGCUCGGGUCGCGCCGGCGGGGCGGGGCCUGGCGCGCGGCAUUGUGGGAACGGCGUGGGGGGUGGGGUGGGGAGGGGGAGUCGGUCGGACAGCGGCCGGCCGGGUGGGGCGGACGGGCGGGACGGUUUAGGUUGACGUGGCCUUCUGCGCGGCUGCGGCUGCGGCUCCCGCUCCUACCCGGAGAGGAGGGAGGCACCCGCCGCGGCCCGCAGCGGUUCUGCGGCCGAGCCUAGCCGCUGGCGGAAGGAAGGCCGUAAAGCCCGCCCCUUCCGGUCUCGUUGCCAGGGCGACGGGGAAACCCGGGAAGAAGGAUCCGGCUUGCGAAUCCUGUCUGGAGGUUUGGUGCCAGGGUGGGUCACGCGGAAAAGGCAGAUUUGGCGGAAAGUGGAGAACUCGCCUGACCUGACCCCGUUUGCAAGGGACUGGACAGAAUAAUUGCAAAACAAAACACAACAAAACAAAAUAACAAAAACAAAAAAAUACCCUUCCUAGAAAUAAAAUUAUUUACAAUUGUGUGUAUCUGC